This is a messenger RNA of Drosophila bipectinata, 2168 nucleotides long. It is a transcript of the gene pit, whose product is annotated as probable ATP-dependent RNA helicase pitchoune. Gene Ontology annotation, molecular function: nucleic acid binding; RNA helicase activity; ATP binding. Gene Ontology annotation, cellular component: nucleolus. Gene Ontology annotation, biological process: maturation of LSU-rRNA from tricistronic rRNA transcript (SSU-rRNA, 5.8S rRNA, LSU-rRNA). The record is from RefSeq and is a predicted model, not a curated record. Lineage: Eukaryota; Metazoa; Arthropoda; Insecta; Diptera; Drosophilidae.
CACGUGCGCGCUUGUUUAGUUCGGAAUCUUGUUUUUCUUUACCAUUAAAUCUAUUAAAAUACUUAAGAAUUAACAAAAAUGUCGAUUCGGGAGAAGCUGCUGAUGAAGAAGAUAGUGAAGAGGGAAAAAAUGAAGAAGGAGCUGUCACAGAAAAAGGCCAAGGCGAAAAACCCAGAGCCCCAGCCUCCACAGCAACAAAAAAAGAAUAAACCCAGUAAAAAGCAAGGCAAGCAGCAGCCCAAAAAGCCUGUGGAUGAGGACGAUGACGAUUUAGAUGACGAUUUCCAGGAGGCUCCAGUGGUUAAAUCAAAGAAACAAAAGAAGGCGCCCAAGAAGCCCCAGAUCCAGGUGGCGAAUUCUGAUUCGGAUUCGGAUGAAGAUGAUUCCGAAGGUGUGCCAGAGGAUGAUGUGGAUGUCGACAGUGAAGAGGAAGAGGAGGAGGAAGAUGAUGUGGCCAAUGGAACCGACGACGAUGAGGAGGAAGAUGACGAAACGCCGGUGCCUGCUAAGAAGUCUAAGCUGCUGCCCAACAAAUCGAAGCCCCAGAAUGGCAAGCCCAUCAAGGACGAUGAGCCCUUCACUGUGGAAUCAUCGCUUGCUGCCUUGGACUACCGAGAUUCGGAUGAUCGAAGCUUUAGCUCGCUGAAAGGAGCCGUUUCUGAGGCCACAUUAAGAGCCGUUCAGGAAAUGGGCUUUACGGAGAUGACCGAAAUCCAGGCCAAAUCAUUGACGCCGUUGUUAAAGGGACGCGAUCUGGUCGGAGCUGCGCAAACAGGUUCCGGCAAAACACUGGCCUUCCUCAUACCCGCUGUUGAAUUGAUAAACAAGCUGCGCUUUAUGCCCCGCAAUGGCACUGGAGUGAUUAUUAUUUCCCCAACGAGAGAGCUGUCCAUGCAGACUUUCGGGGUUCUGAAGGAACUGAUGGCGCAUCAUCACCACACCUAUGGCUUGGUGAUGGGCGGAUCCAACCGACAGGUGGAGAGCGAAAAGUUGGGCAAGGGUAUUAACAUUCUGGUGGCCACGCCGGGAAGACUUCUCGAUCAUUUGCAAAACUCACCCGAUUUUCUGUACAAGAACCUGCAGUGCCUGAUUAUCGACGAGGUGGAUCGGAUAUUGGAGAUUGGUUUCGAGGAGGAGCUGAAGCAAAUCAUAAAUCUGCUACCAAAACGUCGUCAGACCAUGCUCUUCUCGGCUACACAAACCGCUCGCAUUGACGCCCUGUCCAAGCUGGCCCUCAAAGCGGAACCCAUCUAUGUGGGUGUGCACGACAACCAAGACACGGCCACCGUUGAUGGCCUGGAGCAGGGCUAUAUUGUGUGUCCCUCGGAGAAGCGGCUGCUCGUGCUCUUCACCUUCCUGAAGAAGAACCGCAAGAAGAAGGUGAUGGUCUUCUUCUCGUCAUGCAUGUCCGUCAAGUACCACCACGAACUCUUCAACUACAUUGACCUGCCGGUGACCUCCAUCCACGGAAAACAAAAGCAGACGAAACGCACAACCACUUUCUUCCAGUUUUGUAAUGCCGAGUCUGGUAUCCUGCUCUGCACGGAUGUGGCUGCUCGAGGUCUCGAUAUUCCGCAGGUGGACUGGAUUGUGCAGUACGAUCCUCCAGAUGAUCCGCGUGAAUACAUUCAUAGGGUGGGUCGUACGGCCAGAGGAUCGGGAACCUCGGGACAUGCCUUGUUGUUGAUGCGGCCGGAAGAGUUGGGUUUCCUGCGCUACCUUAAGGCCGCCAAGGUGCCGCUAAAUGAGUUUGAGUUCUCCUGGCAGAAAAUUGCCGAUAUACAACUGCAGCUGGAGAAACUGAUAGCUAAGAACUACUUCCUGAACCAAUCCGCCAAGGAGGCAUUCAAAUCAUACGUGAGGGCCUAUGACUCCCACCAGCUGAAGCAGAUAUUCAAUGUCAACACCCUGGACCUGCAGGCUGUGGCCAAAAGCUUUGGCUUCCUGGUGCCUCCCGUGGUUGACCUGAAAGUGGGUGCGGCCAAGAGGGAGCGACCGGAAAAGCGAGUGGGUGGCGGUGGCUUUGGGUACUACAAGAAAAUGAACGAGGGCUCGGACAGCAAGCAACGACACUUCAAGCAGGUCAACCGAGGUCAAGCCAAGAAGUUUAUGCGAUAGUUAUAAUUUUGGGCAAUGAUCUGUCUCUUUAUUUGAUUGUGUAUACAUGU